AUGAGCGAGCAUUACGUAAGAACAAAAGCUAGAAUGAAGGAUCUCAUUGAAUGGACGCUGUCGCGACUCGCGCUCGACUCACUCCAUUCAUGGCACGCACUCAUCGACGCUGACCUUCCAUGCCCAUGUGGUUAUUUAGCGGCGGAUCGGUCGAGCCGCGAGCGAGGGAGUGCAAGAGGCGCGGGUGAGGGCGCGGGAGAGGGCGCGGGCGAGAGGCGGUCGACCUUCCGUGAGGCCGUCCGCUGCCUCUAUUACGGGCCGCUCGGAGCGACGGCAAGCAGCGCAGGAAGCCACCUUAAUCACCGACACAACCGACACCGCUCCAACAAUCACACAUCUCUGACGUCCCAAACCAUGCCAGCAUCUCGCCGCCGCGGGGCAUAUUCGCGAUUUAUAUUCAGUCGUUUAAAA
Messenger RNA from Brenthis ino (lesser marbled fritillary), 411 nucleotides. Lineage: Eukaryota; Metazoa; Arthropoda; Insecta; Lepidoptera; Nymphalidae. The record is from the annotation of a GenBank genome assembly.